Lymnaea stagnalis (great pond snail) is the source of this 5069-nucleotide messenger RNA. The record is from the annotation of a GenBank genome assembly. Lineage: Eukaryota; Metazoa; Mollusca; Gastropoda; Lymnaeidae.
UGGCAGUUCGUGACGGCGGGAUAGCCAUGAUUUUUUCUGUACUAACAGCCGCAUUUCUGGGUAUGGUAUUUACUUCAGUUUAAACAAAAAAUCUGUAAAAUCUACUUCUACACAGAUAUCUUACCUAAAUGUAUUGAGUUCAUAACAUGUCCAGACACAUCAGAAUUAAGGACUAGCCCUUUGAUCUUCAUGAGUAGGUGCUGGCAUGGUAAUUACUUUUUGUGGGCCACGUGAUAACUUUUUUUUAGGAGUCUGAAUCUGGAUUUCUUUACAAUAAUUUGAGCACAAUUUUAAUAAAUGAUAACAGAUAAGCAUUGGGAUAACAGACAAGCAUUGGGAUAAUGUUUAAACAUUCGGUGAAUUAUGUGAUGUUUUGUUUUUUACACUUUGUCAAUUUGGAGCUAUGUUUAUUAAUAGCAAAGAUUUUCACAGUUAAUGAAUCACUAUUUGUAAAUUUUACGAAAACAUUAAUUCAGUUCCCGGAGGGUCUUGCGGGCCGGAUUUCAGUCGGGCAGAGUCGUAGUAAACACCCCCCCCCCCCACCACCAACCCCGCUCUGAUCUCACCAAACGACAGUCUUGCUCCUUAAAAUCCGUUUGCAGACUGUUUUUGUGUUAUUUAUUGUAGUAGUUGUAUCCACAAUAUUGUCAUUUUGUGGACAAUAUUAAAAAACAAUUAGUUGUGUUCAAUUUAUUUUGGAACUCCUCAUUUCUAUUCCAUUUGCAGCCAUUGUCAGUUCAAAUACUCUGGCAGAUUCUGUAAGUACAGACCUUUCCCAAUUUUUUAUUUUAUUUUACAGAUUAGAUGAAAUAUUUUUUUUUAUAUUUUAUAUUUUUACGUCGUAAAUGACAAAUGACGGAAUUGAAGUUGAGAAUUGAAGAUUAUAUCCCCAUUUUAGUUCUUAUUUUUUCAUUAAAAACUUGAGCACAUGAAUUAGAUAUUAAAAUGAUUUGUCCCGUAUAUAAAGACGAGGCAGACGCUGGGGACAACAACGCCCUUCCAUUUUACUGUGCAACAUUUCCCGUACAUUGGUUGCCAGCUUUCACAAUACACAGAUUCCUUAACAUAGUUAGCAUUAUCUCUCCCAGAUAGUACAUAUUAUUUUAAAAAAGAGACUGUGGGAAAUUAUAAUCAAAUAAUUAAGUCAUGAUUAUACUAUGACUGGAAAUAAACAGGCAAGCAAUGGCGGCGGCAUUCAUUGAACUUUCCAUCGAUUUAAAUUCCGAAACAUUCAAGUGACACGCUUUGUAAGAAUCCCCAUUAGUGCUUACUUCUGGGAAUUUUAUUUUGCGCGCCUAUUGAACACAGCGUUACAGCGAUACACACAUUAUGUCUAGAGACGAAUUAUCUGGGACAGGUUUAAAAUGAUACAUUGUUAUGUGACUCUUUCAGAGAGCUUCGUAUAUUCUUCUAAACGUUAUAUAACCCGUGCGCAAUGCAUAUAAUUGCACAGUGCAUAAUUGUACAGUGCGCAAGGCCUAUAAUUGUACAGUGCACAAUUGUACAGUGCGCAAGGCAUAUAAUUGUACAGUGCGCAAGGCAUAUAAUUGUUUAGUGCGCAAGGCAUAUAAUUGUACAGUGCGCAAGGCAUAUAAUUGCAGUGUAUAAUUGUACAGUGCGAAAGGCAUAUAAUUGUACAGUGCACAAUUGUACAGUGCGCAAGGCAUAUAACUGUACAGUGCGCAAGGCAUAUAAUUGUUUAGUGCGCAAGGCAUAUAAUUGUACAGUGCGAAAGGCAUAUAAUUGUACAGUGCGCAAGGCAUAUAAUUGUACAGUGCGCAAGGCAUAUAAUUGUACAGUGCGCAGGCAUAUAAUUGUACAGUGCGCAAGGCACAUUUUUGCACGGAGCGCAAAGCAUAUAAUUGCACAGUGCGAAAGACAUAUGAUUGCACAUUGGACAAGGCACAUAAUUGCACAACAAGCAAGGCAUAUAAUUGCACAGUGCAUAAUUGUACCUUCACACUGCGUCUAUUGCAGAGGUUGGUAAAAUGUGUGACUGGACCGGUAAAAAACAAUAGGCCCCCAUUCCAACUCCCAGACUCCGGAUUCUUAUUCCAUCGUGUUUUGUUUCAGCUUGAUGAAUCAGUGGUCAGAGGCAGUCGGGCCUGGAGCCCGCCAGAACUGACCAAGUUAUCCAAGUAUUGGAAGGCCUUCGCCAAGCGUCGUGUGGAGGCAUUGGAUCGUUGUGAGAGGCGACUGUUCCUGUACGUCGGCAGACGGAAGAUGGCUCAAGGCGCUUUGGUCAGUGUAAGUGACUCACCUUUGGUCAGUGUAAGUGACUCACCUUUGGUCAGUGUAAGUGACUCACCUUUGGUCAGUGUAAGUGACUCACCUUUGGUCAGUGUAAGUGACUCACCUUUGGUCAGUGUAGUAAGUGACUCACCUUUGGUCAGUGUUAGUGACUCACCUUUGGUCAGUAUAAGUGACUCACCUUUGGUCAGUGUUAGUGACUCACCUUUGGUCAGUGUAAGUGACUCACCUUUGAUCUGUGUAAGUGACUCACCUUUGGUCAGUGUAGUAAGUGACUCACCUUUGGUCAGUGUUAGUGACUCACCUUUGGUCAGUGUAAGUGACUCACCUUUGGUCAAUGUAGUAAGUGACUCAUCUUUGGUCAGUGUUAGUGACUCACCUUUGGUCAGUGUAAGUGACUCACCUUUGGUCAGUGUAAGUGACUCACCUUUGGUCAGUGUAAGUGACUCACCUUUGGUCAGUGUAAGUGACUCACCUUUGAUCAGCUACUUUUUGUCCGUCAGGGUAAGGGGCUACAUAUAAUUGGUCAGUUACUGUAGUUAGUGUAUAAGGAACUUGCGAUUGGUCAGUUUGCUUUAGCCAGUUUAAAUGUACCGCUUUAGUCAGCGUACAGGGUUCUGGUCACAACGAUGGUCUUCACCACUCCUAUUUGUAUUUUUUUUUUACAGCCAUCCUUAAAACCAUUCUCAAACUUACUUGAGGACAAUGUGGAUAUUUUACCGUCAAGGUCAUAUUUAACACAUUAUUUAACUUUACCCAGGUGGCUAGACGGAAUGCAGCAGCUGAGCAGACGGACAUCAAAAGUGCCCAGGAGGAGACCCGGGCGACGGAGGCGUCCCUAGCAACGUGUGUGAACCAGACGAUUGAACUCCAGAAAAAUGACACUUUUUAUAAGGACUGUAAGUCUGAUCCAUCACAUUACAUAUCUUCUAGUUACUAAUCACCUAGAGAAAUAUCAAGCUAAAAAAAAUUAUGCAAUGUGGUUUGGAAAAUUACUCAAAAAAUGUACCGCCCCCGGAACAUGGACCAAUCGCUCUCAAGAUUUUCAGACUAACAAAUGGCAUGUAAUUUACGUGGGGCUCUAUCCACGGCGAUCGUUCGGUAUUUGUGUUUUCAUUGGUCUAGCUAAGAAUCUAUGAACUUUUAAUUUUCCGUUUGAACAUUUCUUUAAUAUUAACAAUUACAUGACUAGUUCUGUUAUAUGUUAAAACUUUGAAAUUCUUCCGGUGAACCACAGCGCAUUGAGCCGCGGACCACAAGUCGUGUGGUCCACAGCUUAAGUACCACUUAACUGCCCCGCAAGAUGUGUCCAGAAGCAUCAAGAUUGUGUUUGUGAAUCACUGGAAAUGUGUUGUUAUCCAUGACGGUGUUUGUCUAGCUACCAAUGGCAUUAACCGAACUUAAGUAAACUCGCCCCCCUCACUUCGUUGUGUUUGUAUUUCCAAUCGCAGAUAAGUUACUAACCACCGAUGUCCAGCGCCUCACUGACAAGGUCACGUCCUGCACUGAAGCUGGGGGCACGGUGACCCCCACUGUUGUGAGGCGAGAAGUUGAUGCUCCUGUGGAUGACCAGGUCAGGACAUUGUUUAUUCAGAUCAUCACCUUAUCUCAAUGUAUUUUUAAAUAUUUCAUUUAUCAUAGUGGAUGCAAUGAAAUUUCUAUUUGAAAAUUUUUUUGUUGAAUUUUGUAGUCUAUUCUGAGAUAUAACACCCAAAAUGAAUCAUUAUUUUAAAAAUGGAUGAAAUAUACUUUAACUAAAUAAAAUAAAUAAAGUUACUUUUUAAAAAAAGUUACUAUAGUUAUAAAAUAAUAUGACAGGUAUGUCUUUCUAGAUCAAGCUCUGUAUUGUGGGGACAUCAAAAAAAAAAUAUGUUACAAGUAUUCCAAUUCUUUGACUAUGUAGAUGCAAACAAAAGCUGCCACUGGGGCCUAAAUUUAGGCGCCCUCUUCCCAGAAAAAAUAAACAUAAAUCCUCUUAUUUUUCAUGAAAUAAUCCCACCUUUGGCGCCCUCUGUAAGACGGUGCCCCUUUUACCCUUUUCAAUAAAACCUUGUUAAAGUAACAGGGAAUGCCUGCUUUCAAAAAGUAUUGUAAUACCUAUGUAAUAUGACGCCUCUGAAUCAGGUUGUCCCCCCAUCGUCCCCUCAGAUGCAGAGAGUCUUUGACAACGUGAAGAGGAAGAAAGACAUUAAACUUGCAGAGAAAACAGAGUGCUUUGCAUCUCUGGGUAAACCCUCUAUACAUUUAUUUCUGUUUUUGAUGAACGAUAUGAAACAUACGAUUUUGUGAAUGAUUGGAAACAUACGAUUUUGUGAAUGAUUGGAAACAUACGAUUUUGUGAAUGAUUGGAAACAUACGAUUUUGUGAAUGAUUGGAAACAUACGAUAUUGUGAAUGAUCGGAAACAUAUGAUAUUGUGAAUGUUAGGAAACAUAUGUUUUUGUGAAUGAUCGGAAACAUACGUUUUUGUGAAUGAAAAUUUCAGGUGGCUGAAAGUCAUUUUUGAAAGAAGGAGAGGCAUAACAUAUUUUUUCACUCUUAUAUCCAGGUAUACCAAGGAAUUUCCCAUUUCAGCUGGAGUAAAGAUUUUGUAGCCUCUAUCAUUUUACGAUAACGCUUGUGACAUGCACAGUGGAGGGGAAAAUAAGAAAACCACAACGGGAACAGAAUUUAAAGAAUUUGGAAUUUGGAACAUAAAAUACACAGCGUCUGAUAAAGUAUCACAUAUAAAUCACAGAAAUACCAUUAAAAUAACUGCAAAAAAAAAAAGAAAAAAAACAACUUACAGUAAUAAAUAAACAACUGUCUGUUUAUGCAGAG